AUGCGGUCUUCGUCUAUUCUCUCGGUUUUGUCGACACUGACGCUACUUCUCGACCGCUCAUUGACAACCGCAACCCCGCUCGCAUUCGAGGGAAACGCCCUCAACAUCACCAUUGAAAAGCGAUGUGCGAAUCCUUGCGGCUAUGAUGGCUGGCUGUGCUGUUCCAGCGGUCAGACAUGUACAACCAACAGUGCCAAAGAGGCCGUGUGUUCGGAUGGCGGCGGUAGCGACAGCGGAGGCUACCAAUAUUACACCACCGUGUAUACACUGACGGAAACCGAUUUAUCGACCAUCACCUCCGUAUGGAGUAGCCAAAUCGCCGCAGCCACCAGCACAGGCACCUGCAGAGCCGACAUUGGCGAAACGAAGUGCGGCACCCGUUGUUGCGAGGCUGCGCAGGAGUGUCAGGAUGGUGAAUGUGUCGCCGAGAGUUCCUCCGUGGCUGUGACUGCCACCGGAGAUGGUGCUGAGGCCACUCCGGGUGUUCGAGGAACGAGCGACGGCGCCAGUACGGUCACGGCAACCUCCGCUCCCACGACGACCGAGGGCUUCACGGCACCUGUCGGAACCGAUGGGGCGGACUUGAUUGGUGCCAAAGCGUCUGAUAACGAUGGAGGGCUGAGUGGCGGCGCCAUUGCAGGAAUUGUCAUUGGCUCGAUCGCCGGUGCCUUCUUGCUGCUGUUGAUUUGCGCCUGUCUCUGCUGCAAGGGUAUGCUGGACGGUCUCUUCGCAGCUCUUGGGAUUGGCAAACGUCGCAAGCGAGACACGACCUACGUGGAAGAGCGUCACUCACACCAUUCACACGGAAGCCGGCCUCCUCCUCCUGGCCGCACAUGGUUCGGAUCCAAGCCGCCUAGAGAGGGCAGUGAUGUCAGCGAGAAGAAGAAUAGCUGGGGAAAGAUUGCCAUCAUCCUCGGGGCUCUUGCAUUGUGCCUGGGGUUGAAGAGACACAGGGACAAGGAUCAUGACGACAGCAAGACCGAGUCCUCUUACCCCAGCUCCUACUAUUACUAUUCCGACUAUUACACUGGAACCGGCACCGAAGUGGACGAACUCGAGACACACGGCGGUCCCGACAAUCGCGCGCUCGAUCAAGCCGUCGAUGAUUUGCACCCUCCAAUAACUCUUUGA
Molecule: messenger RNA, 1131 nt
Organism: Penicillium olsonii
Lineage: Eukaryota; Fungi; Ascomycota; Eurotiomycetes; Eurotiales; Aspergillaceae
Source: the annotation of a GenBank genome assembly